AUGUGCAGCACCAGUAUGCAUGACCUGGAAGACAUCCCCCUGGAAGAUGACGACUCCAACAGCCUAGAGUUCAAAAUCCUGACCUUCUACGCCAGACACCAUGUCUUCAAGAACCCGCCAGCUGUUUUCUCACCCAAGCUCUCCAGAACAAGAAGUUUGUCCCAGAAAGCACUGGGGACUUGGUCAACUGACUCGUGGACACAGGUGUCAUUGCCUUGCAAAAGCUCCCUCUCCAGUGAAAAGCACAUAAGCCUUAGCAAGAAGAAAUCGUCUUGGAGAACAUUCUUCAGAGCAACGGAGGAGGAAAGCCCACCGAGCUCCCCAAAGGAGAUUCAAGCUCAGGGUAUUCAGGGCCCCUUCGCGGUAGAGCGUCAGUGCCUAAAGCUUCAGGGCGGCUUCCACAACCAGCACUGGGCCAGGUCUCUCUCCAGCGUGGAGCAGCGCCUGCAGUGUGAAGCUGUGGACCCCAAGGUUGCUUCUAUUGCCAACCGGGUAGCUGAAAUCGUUUACUCCUGGCCACCAGCAGAAGAUAGCCACAUCCAGGGAAGCAGCUUCAAGUUGAAAGAGAGUGCCCCAGAGCGUCUGUACUUGCACUUUCAAGGCCCUCAACCUGUAUCUUGUGAUUCUAAGAAAGCAGAUGGAGAGGACCAAGUGAUAAGCAGAAUUGUUGAGCUACUCAAAUACUCAGGGGAUCAUCUGGGAAGAGAGAUGAAGAAAGACAAGGCUUUGAUGAGCAGCUUCCAGGACGGGCUGUCCUACUCAGCAUUCAAGACCAUCGCAGACCUGUUCCUGAGGGAUAUAGACACCAGAGGAGAAUCAGAAAUUAGAGCUCAUGGCUUUAAGGCUGCUCUUGCAAUAGAUGCCAUAGCCAAGCUCACGGCCAUUGACAACCACCCAAUGAAUAGGAUGCUGGGCUUUGGAACCAAGUAUCUAAAAGAGUACUUCUCCCCCUGGGUCCAACAGAAUGGUGGAUGGGAAAAAAUACUGGGGAUAUCACAUGAAGAAGUAGACUGA
Cricetulus griseus (Chinese hamster) is the source of this 1014-nucleotide messenger RNA. Lineage: Eukaryota; Metazoa; Chordata; Mammalia; Rodentia; Cricetidae. The record is from RefSeq and is a predicted model, not a curated record.